AUGCGUGAGCUCGUGCACGUUCAGGGAGGACAGUGCGGCAACCAGAUCGGUGCAAAGUUCUGGGAGGUCAUUGCAGAUGAACACGGCAUUGACCCAACCGGAACAUACCAUGGUGACUCCGACUUGCAGCUUGAGCGCAUCAAUGUAUAUUUCAACGAAGCAACUGGUGGGCGCUAUGUGCCUCGUGCCGUCUUGAUGGAUCUUGAGCCAGGAACUAUGGACAGUGUUCGCGCCGGACCUUUCGGCCAGCUGUUCCGUCCAGACAACUUUGUCUUCGGCCAAACUGGAGCAGGAAACAACUGGGCUAAAGGUCACUACACUGAGGGAGCUGAGUUGAUCGACUCCGUGCUUGAUGUCGUUCGCAAGGAGGCCGAAGGUUGUGAUUGCCUUCAGGGAUUUCAGCUUUGCCAUUCCCUUGGUGGAGGCACUGGUGCAGGCAUGGGAACACUCUUGAUUUCCAAGGUGCGAGAAGAGUACCCAGACCGUAUCAUGGAAACAUUCUCCGUGAUUCCUUCACCAAAGGUGUCGGACACGGUGGUGGAACCAUACAACGCGGUCUUGAGCUUUCAUCAGUUGGUGGAGAACUCGGAUGAGUCCUUCCUGCUUGACAACGAAGCAUUGUACGAUAUUUGCUUCCGCACUUUGAAGCUGACCACACCAACAUACGGCGACCUGAACCACUUGGUGUCUGCUGCUAUGAGUGGUGUGACCUGCUGCUUGCGUUUCCCAGGACAGCUGAACUGCGACUUGCGCAAGAUUGCAGUGAACCUUGUGCCAUUCCCACGUUUGCACUUCUUCAUGACUGGCUUUGCACCAUUGACUUCCCGUGGUUCUCAGCAGUAUCGUGCACUGACCGUGCCCGAGCUGACCCAGCAGAUGUUCGACGCCAAGAACAUGAUGUGCGCUGCUGAUCCUCGUCACGGCCGCUACUUGACGGCAGCCGCCCUGUUCCGAGGCCGCAUGUCCACCAAGGAGGUUGACGAGCAAAUGUUGAACGUUCAGAACAAGAACUCUUCCUACUUUGUUGAGUGGAUCCCCAACAACAUCAAGGCAUCCGUGUGCGACAUCCCACCGAAGGGUCUCAAGAUGGCAGUUGCAUUUGCGGGCAACUCCACUGCGAUUCAGGAGAUGUUCAAGAGGGUGGCAGAGUACUUCACUGCCAUGUUCCGCCGAAAGGCUUUCUUGCACUGGUACACUGGUGAGGGUAUGGACGAGAUGGAGUUCACUUGAACGAUUUGGUCUCUGAGUACCAGCAGUACCAGGAUGCCACUGCUGAAGAGGAGGGUGAGUUUAAUGAGGAAGAGGGUGAAUAUGAUGGAUGAGCCAGUUGAAACUCGGUGAAUCCUGAGCCCACUUUCAAUAUGUUUGAAUCUCUCCAGACAGGAUUUGGGCGAAUUUGCUAGCUAGCCCUUGGUGCUUUCAAGAAAGAGACUUGAAGCAUACCGAGAGAUGCAUGAAAAUGAUGUAUGAGACAUCCAGCUCAGUUCUGGAUGAACUUGAUAGGUUUGAGCAUGUUUGAGCUAAGGUUUCAUGGUGUAAUAAGUAUGUAGGUGUGCUGGCUGAUGAUUUGACCGUGUUUGCUG
Messenger RNA from Cladocopium goreaui, 1583 nucleotides. Lineage: Eukaryota; Dinophyceae; Suessiales; Symbiodiniaceae. The record is from the annotation of a GenBank genome assembly.